Molecule: messenger RNA, 1521 nt
Organism: Danio aesculapii
Lineage: Eukaryota; Metazoa; Chordata; Actinopteri; Cypriniformes; Danionidae
Gene: hlx1
Product: H2.0-like homeo box 1 (Drosophila)
Exons: 4
Coding region: 128-1201 (357 amino acids)
Biological process (GO): regulation of DNA-templated transcription
Molecular function (GO): sequence-specific DNA binding; DNA-binding transcription factor activity, RNA polymerase II-specific
Source: RefSeq, a predicted model, not a curated record
CGACUGGAGUUUCAUACUUGAGGAGCGACGCAAGAGAGGGCAACUCCUUAAACUUGACCGUCUGCUCGUGCUCAUUACAUGCAGUUGUUCGAGAUUCUGUCCAGAAGUUUCGCCUUCUCCUGUCAGGAUGUACACGACGGGACUCAAUCCGUUUUACGCAUCGAACUUUAGCCUGUGGACUGCGUACUGUUCGGCAGGUUUUGCGGUGGAUAGCAUGAAGAAACCCUCGUUCUGCAUUGCUGAUAUAUUGCAUGUUGGAGAUGCUGAAAACAUCCAGGGAUCGUCUUCGCUCAUGGCUCAUCUUGGGGCCCGCGCGCAGGUUCAUUCGUCCGGGUCUCCGUUGCGGCCGUCGCCGGUAACCCCGGACGCGCGUUUACACCCCGCGUACCACCGGCACGGAAUACACUUGACAUCCAGAGCCGCGAUAAACGCCCCCCCGCCGACAAGUAAAGACCUCAAGUUCGGUAUUGAUCGGAUAUUAUCCACAGACUUCGAGCCGAAGUCAAAAGAAUCACCAUCGUUGAGAGAUCUCACGUCGAUUGUUAGUCCGAAUCGGCAGUCUGCAGUCCAUGUGUCUGCCAGCCCGUACAUCGCGUCCAUAGACCCGACCAUGAGCGAAACCUCCUCCAUGAUGGGUUCAAUAGGCAAUGCCGCCAGACAAUCAGGGCAACAUCAGUUUCAAGACACCUUCCCAGGUAGGCCGUACGCGGUGCUUUCCAAAGACACAAUGCCACAGACGUACAAGAGGAAAAGAUCCUGGUCCAGAGCUGUGUUUUCCAACCUGCAGCGGAAAGGCCUGGAGAAACGCUUCGAGAUACAAAAGUACGUCACUAAACCGGACAGAAAACAACUGGCUGCGAUGCUGGGACUCACCGACGCACAGGUGAAAGUCUGGUUUCAGAACCGAAGGAUGAAAUGGAGGCAUUCCAAAGAAGCACAAGCACAGAAGGACAAGGAGAAAGAACAACCGGACAAAUCCGCGGCUGAAACCGAGCAAAAAGAACGCGACGAUUCCGAAUGCGAAACCGAGCCGAGCGAAUCCGAAUUCGAAGACGGACCGGAAGACAAAAGCGACGUGGACAUUUCUGACCUCAACAAAGCUAGUGUGAUUAUUCCUGGACCUCUGCCUGUCAGCACGCAGGACACAUCCAGCACAAACCCCACAACAGAACCGAACACAGCCACACAAAUGCUGCAGUGAGAAGCAAAAUCUUCUGAUGUGAACCAGAUCCGAAUCAUCUUACGAUGUGAACACCUCAAACACACAAUUAACGCGUUUUACGGGACAGAGACACACAGACAGAGCACAAACACACACACAGGCCUACAUGAGCCCCCGUCUUCCAUUGUGAAACAGAGACUCUUCUUUUUAUUUGUGAACGGAAAGCAUCGCCUCUGCCUUAACCGAACCACUUAUGACGACUUGGGAUUUGAAUGCCGUUGAUAAACUUGAUUGUAUUAUAUUUGUCUGUAAGUAUUUGCACUGAACAUGUAAAUAAACGAUUGAUACUUCUAGAUCAA